Molecule: messenger RNA, 2331 nt
Organism: Clupea harengus (Atlantic herring)
Lineage: Eukaryota; Metazoa; Chordata; Actinopteri; Clupeiformes; Clupeidae
Gene: orc2
Product: origin recognition complex, subunit 2
Biological process (GO): DNA replication
Cellular component (GO): nucleus; nuclear origin of replication recognition complex
Molecular function (GO): DNA replication origin binding
Source: RefSeq, a predicted model, not a curated record
UCUACCACGUGAUCUAUAACUUUCACCAGUGGCGCGGAAUAGUCUCAUGGUGUGGAAGUAGGUUGCUAGCUAGCAAGCUACCAACAAAUGGAUGCACAUGAUACGUGAAGAUUAUUGCAGUCACUCUGUAACUUUCCUUACUGACAGUUGUUUAAUCUUGUAACUUUAUAACUGCAAACCAUGAGUCCACUGAAACGACCUGCUGAUUCUUCCACCCUCGAAGUACGUUUCAUUGGAGAUGGCGAUGUGUUGAACCACAUAGUUGAAAAGCAUGAAGGUCAGAAGGCAGGACCGUCCUCAGUGCAAACUUUGGUGACCCUGAAAGGAUCCCAGAAGAAGCUCACUGAACUGGAUGAUGAAGAGGAAGAGGAUGAUGACUUUAAUCAGCAGGACUAUGUUGAUGCCCUAGGCACUUUGACCGAAGAGGGGGCUGAGAAUGGAGCGGCAGGCACAGCCGGCGCUAACGUCUUCUCUUUUCAAACACUCAAACGCAAGAACAAGAUGGCACAGCUGGCGUCUGAGUUGGCUCAGACGCCAGCGAAGAGUGUAAACUUCAGCGUGUCCGAGUCUCCGGAGAAGACCCCCGGCAAGCGGUCUAUCAAUCAAAACAAGACUCCGCAAAAGGGGAAGAAGGUGCAGUUUGUCUCAACUACUCCCCAUAGGUUGAGAAAGAGAUUAUCAGCUCCCAACCUGAAGUCAGAGAGCGACAGUGAUUACUCUGCAUCCAACUCCGAAGAUGACGAAGAGGGCAAGGAAGAGGAAGACACUGGAGGAGAGAAGAACGGCAUGGCUGAGGUCCAACCUAAAACUCCAAGCAAGGCUGUCCCAGCAGUUGCUGUUGCUGCCGCCGCUCUCUACAAGACCCCCGCUAAGAAGAGCAAGAAGGCACCAGAGCCUAAUCUGGUGGAAGAGUAUUUUGAGGCCCACAGCAGCUCCAAGGUCCUGACGUCAGACCGCACCCUUGAGAGACUUCAGACCCCUAAACUGGACCGGGACACACUGCUGAGGCUACUGGAUGGGAAGCCCUCCUGUUACAACACGGAAAUCGAGCAGCUUAACCAAGCCCACGACAAGCACUUCAGCAAGUGGAUGUUACAGUUACAACUGGGCUUUAACAUGUUGCUGUAUGGCCUCGGCUCGAAGAAGUUUCUGCUGGAGAAGUUCCGCACCUCCAUGUUGUCCGACUCAGUCCAUUUGGUGGUUAAUGGCUUCUUUCCCAGCAUCACCCUCAAAUCAAUCCUGAAUGCCAUCACCGGUGAAAUUCUUGAGCAUGAAGGCAGUUUCCGCACCCCAAUGGACCAGAUAGACUUCAUUGGGAAAACCUUGAGAGAGGACCCAGACACCCAGGUCUACCUGAUCAUCCACAACAUAGAUGGCCCCAUGCUGCGUGCUGAGAAGACCCAGCAGGCACUGGGGCAGCUGGCCUCCGUUCCCAACAUGCACCUGUUAGCCUCCAUAGACCACAUCAACGCCCCGCUCGUAUGGGACCAGUCUAAGAUGAGUCUGUUUAACUGGCUGUGGUACGAGACCACUACCUAUCUGCCCUACACCGAGGAGACGUCCUAUGAGAACUCACUGCUGGUGCAGCAGACCGGAGCUCUCGCCCUCAGCUCCCUCACACACGUGCUGCGCAGUCUCACGCCUAACGCCAGAGGGAUCUUCAGGCUGCUGGCCGAGUUUCAGCUGGAGAACAAAGACAACCCCUCAUACACAGGGUUGUCUUUCCAGGACUUCUAUCAGCGUUGUCGUGAGGCUUUCCUUGUGAAUAGUGACAUCACUCUCCGAACACAGCUGACUGAAUUCAGGGAUCACAAGCUCAUUCGCACCAAGAAGGGGCCUGAUGGUGUGGAGUACCUGCUUAUCCCCGUGGAUAUAGGAACUCUGACCGACUUCCUGGAGAAGGAUGAGGUGGACUGAGCGAUUGGACGGCUGUUUCCGAGACCUGAGCACUUAUGGGGGCACCCCCUUAUGGACUUGGUUGUGGUCAGACCAGGGCUAGCCAGGAAACUGGGUCAACAGAAAGCACCAUGGGAUGAGCCUACUCCUUACUUUCACAAAGAUGCUCUUUCCUUUUGCAAAGACACCGACUGCAGGACCGGUGUCACAACUUGAACAGUAACCAGCACUUGAGUUAAUAACGAACCUCCAUGCCAUCUGUCUGAGAUGAAUGAUACUGAAUGUUGUACUUUUACAAACCAUCAACGACAGCUGAUACUACAGCUUUUACUGCAUAUGAAUUAAUGGACGUUGUUGAACCAUGAACUGGGGGAAAGGGAAAAAAACGUAACUUUUGUACUUGUAUCAUUAAAACAAUCACUUUUGCAUCUCAAA